Molecule: messenger RNA, 975 nt
Organism: Hippoglossus stenolepis (Pacific halibut)
Lineage: Eukaryota; Metazoa; Chordata; Actinopteri; Pleuronectiformes; Pleuronectidae
Gene: ccl25a
Product: chemokine (C-C motif) ligand 25a
Exons: 5
Coding region: 99-416 (105 amino acids)
Biological process (GO): immune response; lymphocyte chemotaxis; cellular response to tumor necrosis factor
Cellular component (GO): extracellular region
Molecular function (GO): CCR chemokine receptor binding; chemokine activity
Source: RefSeq, a predicted model, not a curated record
ACAUAAGAGCGCCUCGCCUGCACAAGUUGAUAGAUGCAAGACGAGAGAGCUGCAAACGACACCUGGAGCCAUAGAGAGCUGAAACUACCGACUGCACCAUGCGGUUCUACGUGAUGAUCCUCCUGCUGGGCCUGUCCUGUGUCUGUCUCACGCUGGCACAAGUGUCCUAUGAAGACUGCUGUCUGAAGUAUGUGACAAAAAUAAGCGAGAGACAUGCGGUGGGUUACAGACUGCAGAGGACUGACGGCGGCUGCAACAUCCCUGCUGUGAUCUUCAUCAUGAGGAAGGGGCGUGUGUUUUGCACAAACGGCAAAGAGCUAUGGGUCCAGAAACUGAUGGAUAAGAUCGACCAAAGGAUAGGCAAUGGCAAAAGACCCCGGAGACGGCCCCAUCGACCGCGGCAGAACAGAGGCUGAGGGCGUUCGCCUGCUGCCCCACCUGUGUCCCUCCGCCCUCUGGCAAAUCUUAACAUUGAGCAACAGUGGUGGUUUUAUGGCAUCUGACUGGCAGGCAGUUGAGGAGGUUUGCCAAAUCCUGUAGCAUUUUAUCUUUAGUUUCACUAUCCAGGAGGAUGAGGGUCCAAAGCUUGUGUGGAAAAAAAACUUUGUUCUCCGGGGGUUGAGCGGCGGAUGUGCCUGAGUGGUCUCCAGAUGAUGCUUUCAAAUGCAUAAAUACAGCUGCUUCAGUGAGAGCGUCUUCUCGCCUUUUAAAACAUCAGAUUUUCAAUAAGCUGCUUAAUCACACAAAUGGUGAUGGAAACUAAAUACUAAUAAUUAAUACAAUAUUUCUUGUGUGAUGUACCUCUGCUUCUAUCAAAUAUGUGUGUCAAUGCAAACACUAAUUGCUAAGUGUGUCAUAAUAAAGGAGAAGCUCAUGUCUUAAUUUGUAAAUGUCUAUAUUUUCAUAUAUUUUGUAUUCAGGUUUUGGUGUAUUUUGCAGUGUGUGUUCAAAUAAAAGCAUUAUUACAGUAAACAA